Molecule: messenger RNA, 1386 nt
Organism: Penicillium concentricum
Lineage: Eukaryota; Fungi; Ascomycota; Eurotiomycetes; Eurotiales; Aspergillaceae
Product: ATPase P-type K/Mg/Cd/Cu/Zn/Na/Ca/Na/H-transporter
Exons: 1
Coding region: 1-1386 (461 amino acids)
Molecular function (GO): protein binding
Source: RefSeq, a predicted model, not a curated record
AUGGACAAACACCCUCUCUCCCUCGAGUCUCUCCAGAGGGAGGUCAGUGAACUCACAGCGAUAUACCAUGGCCGAGGCUGGACGACCGAAGCAACAGACCUGGAGUCGACACUGGCGACAGCGCGGAAUCGGAUAGUCAGGACAGGCGCGGAUUCUGACCCAACGACAAUAACGCUCGAAGAAUUAACCACUUGUGUGAAGGCAUGGCUGCAGGCCAAAUCAUGGAUUGCUGCCGUAGACCUAGGCCGUCUGGUGCUGGACUCCUGCGAGAACCUGAAGGGAGAGCGAGACUUAAUGACCAUGACAGCGAUGCAUAAUCUCUCUUCAGCGUAUUGGGGCCGAAUGCAGCUAGAUCAAGCUGCUACUCUUGCCGUCCGGGUGAUCAAGUUGAGACGGAUUGUUCUCGGCGAGGAGCAUCCCCAGACAUUGACUUCGAUGGCGAAUCUAGCCUCCACGUAUCGGGUUCAAGGGCUUUGGGCUGAUGCUCAGGAACUUGAUGCGAGGAUCUUCGAGAUGAAGAAGAAGACUAUCGGUCCCAGGCAUCCAUCCACAUUGGGCUCAAUGUCUAGUCUGGCUAUAUCGUAUUCCAAUCUCGGUCUGUACAAAGAGGCCGAGACAAUUGCGCGCCAACUGGUCGAUCUUGGGGAAACGGAAUUAUCUCCAACCGAUCCCUCCUUGUUGAGCUGGAAACUUACUUUGGCAUCGACCUAUCGAGACCAGGGAAGGCUUGACUCCGCUGAAACCCUAGAACGGGAGGUUGUCGCUGUUAGUCGGGACAAAUUUGGCACAAAGAACUCCUUCACUUUGAACUGCAUGGCCAACCUUGCAUCCACACACCGCCAGCAAGGCCGAUGGUCGGAUGCCGAGCGCCUCGAAAAAGAAGUCGUGGCUAUCAGUGAGACCGUGCUUGGCGAAACACACCCCCAAACGCUGAUGUCCAUCAGCAACCUUGCCUCAACAUAUCGCAAUCAGGGUCGACUCGAAGAAGCCAAAAGUCUCGGGAAGAAAGCAACAGCUGUGUUGAAAGAGGUUCUUGGGGAGCGGCAUCCACACACACUGGUUGCGAUGGCAGAUCUUGCAGUGACAUAUCAGAUGAUGAGGCAAUCACCAGAUGCCGAGAUCCUGGCAGCCCAGUCUCUGCGUUUGAUGGAAGAGACGAUCGGCAAAGACCACCCGUACACUCUCAGCGCGAUGGCCAAUCUGGGCUUUAUUUACCAGUCGCAAAGCAAGUGGGAGGUCGCCGGUGGAAUGGCCGAAACGGUACAUUCUAGCAGGGAAAGGGUAUUCGGAAAGGACCACCCAGAUACCGUGGCGGCGCUGGAGGAUUUGAGGAGAGUAGCGUGGGUCGAGGCAGCAGAUCAGAAUGCACAGCGUACGUUGAAUUAG